UAAAUUUAACCAGCUUCGGCACAGCGUUCAGUGAUAUUUUCAACGCAAAGGAAUUGAGACAUAUGACCGCAGUUCAGUCAAUUAAAAGUUUAAGCGAAACGCGUACAUUUCAUAUGGAAGAGCAAAACAAGUUACAAUAACAGACAAGUCUGAAAGAAUCUACGAGAAGCAACAGUUGAGCGCAUACAUAUAUUUUUACAUAUGUGAAAAGACUUAAGUAAAAAAAGAAAAUUGUGUGCGGCAUUAAAAAGCAGCGAAGCAAGACGCAACAUAGGAAGAAUAUUAACUUUAACGCAAAACCGCAAAAAAGAGCCAGCAACAGGCAAAAAGUUCAAAAUGUGGAACCAAACGGCAACAGCAGCAACAAGUGAUAAUAACAAGGAAAAGGAAACGGUAGAGGAUUGUAGCUGUGCUGGUGCUGGUGGUGGUAGCGUUGGCAGCACUCUUCCAGCUCUCAGUGUUGAGCAGCAGCAAAAAGCAACAGCAGCAGCAAUUGAAACUAACAGUAAACAAUCGAAAUCAUCAGCAACAACAUUUGGCGGCAAAAGCAGCGAGCAACAACAACAUCAAGAAAGCCGAGCCGCCAUUAACCAGCAAAAAGAAUUUGCAGCACAAAGCGAAACAAGUGAUUCUGGUUUCAUAUCCGGCCCGCAAUCAGGUCAAAUCUUUAGCGGCGAACUAAGCGACGACGAGCCCGAACAGGAGCAACAGAAAAAACAUUCAGGACAUUUGGACAAGGGCGAGGAGCAGGACCAACCCCGGGCCAAGGAUAAACAGCAAGUGGUGCUCGAUUCGGGUAUCAUUGACGAGGAACCAACGGAGGACGUAUCCGACGAGGAGGUCGAGGAACAGGAGCAGCAGACAAGUCAAAAAGGGGCUGAAUCUGGCGCCGAACAGCCGGCCGUUGAGCAGAUGCGCUUCAAACACAAUGUCGAUACGGGCAUACCGCAAUGGACCGUACAAUCGAGCCUCGCCAGCGGCGGCACAGCUUUGAACAAUCUCAAUACAACAACAACAGCAAUAACAAAUGCCAACGCCUCCGCUGGACGAAGAAGCGCCCCACAGAACAGCAGUGCAACAACAACAUCUGCAACAACAGCAACAAAUGCAGCUGGAAAUACUGCAAAUGCAACUGCCCCAUUGAGCGGAAGCAACAACAUCAACAUCAUCAAUGCCUGGGAGCAAUUCUAUCAACAGAACGACGAUGGCGACACUCCACUGCAUUUGGCCUGCAUAUCGGGCUAUGUGGAUGUUGUAGCCGCACUGAUACGCAUGGCACCACAUCCAUGCCUCCUGAACAUCCAGAACGAUGUGGCCCAGACGCCCCUCCAUCUGGCCGCACUAACAGCGCAGCCAACGAUCCUGCGUAUGCUUCUAUUAGCCGGUGCCGAGCCAACUGUACGUGAUCGUCAUGGCAAUACGGCGUUGCAUUUGUCCUGCAUUGCCGGCGAGAAGCAGUGUGUGCGCGCCUUGACGGAGAAGUUUGGCGCCUCGGAGAUUCAUGAGGCACAUCGCCAAUAUGGACAUCGUUCCAAUGACAAGGCAGUCAGUUCGCUGAGCUAUGCUCAUCUGCCUGCCGAUCUGGAGAUUCGCAACUAUGAUGGUGAGCGUUGCGUACAUUUGGCCGCCGGAGCCGGGCAUAUUGAUAUCUUGCGCAUUCUGGUUUCUCACGGUGCUGACAUUAAUGCCAGAGAGGGCAAAGGUGGACGCACACCGUUGCACAUUGCCAUUGAGUGCUGCAACGAGGAUUUGGCCAAUUUUCUGCUAGAUGAAUGCGAGAAACUCAAUCUGGAGACAGCCACAUAUGCCGGCCUGACGGCAUAUCAGGUUGCCAGCAUACUGAACAAAUCCCGUAUGCAGAACAUACUCGAGAAACGCGGUGCGGAGACAUUAACUCCCCCCGAUAGUGAUUAUGACAGUAGCGAUAUUGAAGAUCUUGACGAUACGAAGAUGUACGAUCGCUUUGGUGAUCCGCGUUACUUUGUCAGCUACAAUGGCGGCAAUCCGAUGACAGUUGCUUGAGAUCGCAUCAUCAAUUGUACAUAAUAUAUAAUGCAUUAACAAUCCAUUCUACUAUAUUAUAAUUAACAACGCUAUAAUUCCAAUAACUGCUGAAGCCAACCCAUAUGCGAUAUAUUUUGACGCAAGUUCUUUACACAAAAACCACGACGAUGAACAAAUAACAAUCACGAAGAACGAGUCACCAGCAAUGCAACCACCCAACAUGUACUUACAACUUACAACACACACAACACAAACAUUAAUGUAUAUUACAUUGUUUACCAUGUAAGCC
Messenger RNA from Drosophila grimshawi, 2293 nucleotides. It is a transcript of the gene cact, whose product is annotated as NF-kappa-B inhibitor cactus. NCBI's taxonomy places the organism in Eukaryota, Metazoa, Arthropoda, Insecta, Diptera, Drosophilidae. Bases 337 to 2022 code for a protein of 561 amino acids. Gene Ontology annotation, molecular function: protein binding. The transcript is spliced from 7 exons. The record is from RefSeq and is a predicted model, not a curated record.